AUGAACAGACUGCCUAACGUGGACAUUCGUCGUCUCACUACUGAGGUCGUUUCCCCGUCGGGUCGUGUUCUACCUUGCGACAUUGUUUCUGUCAACGAAGGGCAGUUCACGAUACGUUUUGUGCCCCAGGAGGUCGGUGUGCACUUGGUCAACGUCCUCGAGCGAGGCGUACACAUACCGAACAGCCCAUUCCAAUUCACUGUGGGUCAACCGGCCGAUGGCGGCGCAAGCAAGGUUCGCGUGUCGGGCCGCGGCCUAGAGUACGGCGUGGUGGAUGAACGCAACGAAUUUUCCAUCUAUACCCGCGAGGCUGGCGCUGGCAGUUUGUCCAUCGCCAUUGAGGGCCCCAGCAAAGCAGAAAUUUUCUUCGAGGAUCAGCGCGACGGUUCCUGUGUCGUCUAUUAUCGCGUCCGCAAGCCAGGUGAAUACGUUUGUUCCAUCAAGUUCCGGGACGAGCACAUUCCUUUCUCACCAUUCACCAUCUACGUAUCGGACCCCAAGGAGGCUGGAAAGGUGUCCGCAUACGAAAUACCUGUUCAGUACGCCCCACCCGGCACUGUGCCGGCCAAGGAGGAUGUAGAGAUUGGACGCCCCGUCUUCUUUACGGUGCACUGCUUGGAGUCGAAACAAGUGCUUUUCGCCACCGUGGAGACACCUUCAAAGAAACAGGAGGAGGCCACUGUCCACCGUUUGGAUGGCGAUCAGUAUGUUGUGCGGUUCGUGCCCCACGAGAGCGGCACACACCUUAUCUCGGUCUAUGUGGUGCCCGAAUCGGAGAGUCACUUGGGCAACAAAAACAAGUUCUUCGUCAAUACGGCCAACGCCGGCAGUGGAGUUCUCAGCGUCUUGAUUGACGGGCCGUCAAAGGUCCAGGUGACCUGCGAGGAAUGUGAAGAUGGAUACGAAUUUGCCUACAUACCAACCGUUCCCGGCGAAUAUAAGAUCACUAUCAAAUAUGGUGGCAACUUUGACAUUUACGGAUCACCCUUCUUUGCCAAGAUCACCGGAGCGCCUAUGGGCGACAUCCCUGAAAUGAACAGUGAGCAGACUAGCAACGAUCUCCUUCUUGCUGGAAUGGCCGGACCAAAGUAUCCUUGCGACUACUUCGAAAUUGACCGCAUUCGUGAUGAUCAAUACAAGAUUACCUAUCGGGUGACGCAUGAGGGCAAGUAUCUGUUGGUUGUCAAAUGGGGCGAUGAGCACGUUCCUGGAAGUCCUUUUGUCGUCGAAGCUGGUCCAGGUCGAUGA
This is a messenger RNA of Dibothriocephalus latus, 1248 nucleotides long. The record is from the annotation of a GenBank genome assembly. NCBI's taxonomy places the organism in Eukaryota, Metazoa, Platyhelminthes, Cestoda, Diphyllobothriidea, Diphyllobothriidae.